This is a messenger RNA of Micromonas pusilla CCMP1545, 1443 nucleotides long. RefSeq lists its product as uncharacterized. Lineage: Eukaryota; Viridiplantae; Chlorophyta; Mamiellophyceae; Mamiellales; Mamiellaceae. Bases 1 to 1443 code for a protein of 480 amino acids. Gene Ontology annotation, molecular function: protein binding. The transcript has a single exon. The record is from RefSeq and is a predicted model, not a curated record.
AUGGCGCAGCGCACGAUCGCGUCGUUCUUCAACGCGGGCGCGGCGCCCGCGCCGCCCGCGCCGCUUCAGGACGCGACGAACGCGCCGACGCGCGACGACGCGAACGACGCCGCGGGCCGUCCGACGAUUUCGACGAAGAAACGCUUCCACCCCUCGGACGCGUCGCCGUCGCGCGCGUCGAAGCGCGUCGCCGCGCCGAGGGCGUUCGCGAAGGGCGCGGACGUCGUCCCGAUCCCCGGCGCGUCGCGCUCGGACGGCUCCCUGGAGCUCGUGUCCGCGAACGGCAGGCACUACCUCGUGAACGCGGAGUCGUGGGACUGCGCGAACGUCACGGCGAAGAUCGCCGAGUGGAAGCAGAGCGACGCGUCCGCGUCCCGAUCCUCCUCCUCCUCCUCCUCCCCAGCACCGCCCAAGUUCGUCGCCGUGAAAGGCACGAACGGCCUCAUCGUCAGCGCGCUCGCAUCGCGCGGCCCUACCGGCGACGCCGCGACGACGCUGCGCUGCCAUAGAGCCCCGCACAUCUCGCCCUCCACGCCGCCGCUCGCGACGAUGCGACUGGAAUCAUCCGGCGGCGACGUCCUGCGGCUCGCGUCGUGCGCCGCCGCGUCCGCGUCGGACCCGAACGUCCUCGUCGUCACCGCGGGCGGCGAGCUGAAGCUGCUCCGCGUCGCCGAGGGAGAGGGCGAGGACGGCACGGGCGUGACGAUGACGACGUGCGCGAGCGUGUUGCUCACCGAGGGGACGUUCAAGUACGCGCUGCCGGAGAGCGCCGACGGCGGCGGACGGUUCGGCGCGUGCGUCAUGUGUCGCGACGACGCCGACGCCGACGCGGACGUGGACGCGGACGCGGACGCGGACGCGUCGUCGUCGGCGGCGGCGGCGGCUUGGACGCCGGUCGUCGCCGCGGUGUUCUCCGCGGCGACGGGGACGCUGUGCUUCAUCAAGAUAACCGCCGCGGGCGCGACGUUACAGAGAACCGUGAACCCGCACCUCGGGAAGGCGCACGCGGCGGCGGCGUGGACGUCGUCGUCGCCCGGCGGCGCCGCCGUCGUCAGCGUCGGCGCGGACGGCGCGCUCGCGGUGACGCACCUUCGCGCGGACGGCCCGGACACCGCGUGGGAGUGCGUCGUGCGAGGGGGGAAGUCGGAGGCGCACGCGGUCGCGGUGGACGACGUGAGCGGCGUCGCGGUGACGGGCAGCCGCGACGAGGACGCGAUCUGCGUGUGGCGUUUGCGCGACGAGUCGCGGAUGCGCGCGGUGAAGUUGCCGCCCGCGGGCGCGGGCGCGGCGGCGGCGGCGGCGGGCGGGGGCGGGAAGGGCGCGGAGAUAUUGCGGCACUUCACGCUGGAGAACGUCGCGAUCGGCGCGGGGGGGAGGUUGAUCGCCGCGAGCAACGGGAACCGCGACGGGGGCGCGACGUUGCAGCUCGUGCGCGGGAGGUAG